Molecule: messenger RNA, 1161 nt
Organism: Zingiber officinale
Lineage: Eukaryota; Viridiplantae; Streptophyta; Magnoliopsida; Zingiberales; Zingiberaceae
Exons: 2
Coding region: 344-985 (213 amino acids)
Biological process (GO): endocytosis; endosomal transport
Cellular component (GO): plasma membrane; cytoplasm; intracellular membrane-bounded organelle
Molecular function (GO): calcium ion binding
Source: RefSeq, a predicted model, not a curated record
UCCAAGCGCAUCUCCGACCGUCCAUCAAGGCCGAUCGCCAUUUCUAACGCCGCUGCCAAAAUUCCACGUCCGCGAUGAUCUCCCCCGUUUCUUCGUCUCCUGGUCGAGCGAAAGCCCUCCUCCUCCCUCGAUUCUUGCUUCGUCCCCUCGAUCGGAGGAAUCCAGAUCCAGGAACAUAGAUCGGUCGUAUUCCUCUCGGGUUCCUCCUCCUCGAUCUUGUGGAAGAAGGCGGCUCUGAGUUCUAGCUUCGCUUUCGAUUUUUGAAGCUCACCUCGGUUGUAGCUCCGCCUCGUGGUCGAUCCGAGACUGGUUUUCUAUUAGUUCGGCUUCUUUUCGUGUGAAAAUGGCGUCUCGGCCGGAUCAGGUGCCGGAUAUGCGGGUGUUCGAUGCCUACUUUCUGAGAGCAGAUGUGGAUCGGGAUGGGAGGAUCAGCGGCAAGGAGGCGGUGACUUUCUUUGAGGGAUCCAAUUUGCCGAGACCCGUUUUGGCUCAGCAGCAACAUCAGCCAAAUGUCACCGUAGCAGCCAUCGUCACCGCCACGGCAGCAGCCGCCCCUACCCCUGCCACCUUUGUCUCAACCUGCGCUCCCAUCCCUACCCACACUCGUGCCCCUGCCCGCAACCGUGUCCACGUCCGUGCACCUGCCCGUGCCAAUGUUUGUGCCUCUACCACCGCCCGUACUCCCGCGGCCACCCGUGCCCGUGCACCCGCUAGUGCAACUGCUCGUGCCUCUGCCACCGCUGGUGCUUCGGCCGUUCUUGCCGUCGCACCUGACGCCCCCGCCGGCAUCCUCGUCGCCACCGAUGGUGGGCUGCCGUCUCUGCCGCAGCCGCAGCCGCAGCAGCAGCCGGAGUCGCAGUUGCACCGCAGCAUCAGCCGGAGUCGCAGUCGCAGUUGCUCUUGUUGUUUCCACCGCAACCGCAGAAACCGUUGUGGCUGGAGGAGAUGGAGCAGAUGCCUGUUCGCAGCCCCGACCUGCCUUUAAAAACCAUAAGGAGGAUCAUGAAGCCCAAACAGAUGGAGAACCGGAUUACCCCUGAUGUCCCUUUGUUGCUCGCCCGUGCCUGUGAGGUAUUAAUCAUGGACAUCACACAGCGAGCAUGGGAUAUGACCGACGAGCACAUCCGCACUGCUCUGAGCAGAGAAGCCGUAGCUGCCAUA